AUGAGUAGUAGUAGCAACAGCAGCAGUAGUAGUAGUAGUAGAAGCAGCAGUAGAGAUGGUGAUAGUAGUGGCAGUAGUAGUAGCAGCAGUAGUAGUAGUAGAAGUAGUAGUAGUAGUAGUUGUAGAGAUGGUGAUAGUAGAGAUGGUGAUAGUAGCAGCAGUAGUAGUAGUAGUAGUAGUAGUAGUAGUAGUAGUAGUAGAAGCAGCAGUAUGGAUGUGCAAAGUAGUAGUAGCAUCAGUAGUGAUGGUGAUAGUAGUAGUGAUAGUAGUAGUAGUAGCAGCAGCAGCAGCAGUAGUAGUAGUAGAAGCAGUAGUGAUGGUGAUAGUAGAGAUGGUGAUAGUAGUAGUAGUAGUAGUAGUAGUAGUAGCAGUAGUAGUAGUAGCAGCAGCAGCAGCAGCAGCAGCAGUAGUAGUAGUAGUAGAAGCAGUAGCGAUGGUGAUAGUAGUGGUAGCAGCAGUAGAGAUGGUGAUAGUAGAGAUGGUGAUAGUAGUAGUAGCAGCAGUAGUAAUGGUGGUAGUAGUACUAGUGAAAAUAGUGGUAGUAGUAGUAGUAGUAGUAGUAGUAGUAGUAGUAGUAGUAGUAGUAGAGAUGCAAUGUCCGAUCCCAUUUGA
This is a messenger RNA of Oncorhynchus masou masou (cherry salmon), 612 nucleotides long. RefSeq lists its product as uncharacterized. The transcript has 4 exons. Lineage: Eukaryota; Metazoa; Chordata; Actinopteri; Salmoniformes; Salmonidae. The record is from RefSeq and is a predicted model, not a curated record. Bases 1 to 612 code for a protein of 203 amino acids.